Molecule: messenger RNA, 2055 nt
Organism: Cephus cinctus (wheat stem sawfly)
Lineage: Eukaryota; Metazoa; Arthropoda; Insecta; Hymenoptera; Cephidae
Product: nuclear RNA export factor 1
Exons: 2
Coding region: 312-1883 (523 amino acids)
Biological process (GO): poly(A)+ mRNA export from nucleus
Cellular component (GO): nucleus; cytoplasm
Molecular function (GO): protein binding; RNA binding
Source: RefSeq, a predicted model, not a curated record
AUGUAACCAGUUGCCAUAGAGGUUCAGUAUCUCUGCAGUAGCUUUCAUGUAGAGUCUCUAAGAUAGAAGAAUAUUUGAAGGAUUAUUAGAAUGUUAAUUAAUAAUAAUACAUUAGUAAUGUUAUAUAAUUAGGUAUAUAGUAGACAAAAUAAACGUCGAUGAAACAUAAUGUAAUGAGGAAGUGUGCGUGUUAAUUCAAGUUAUGUGAACUAUCAAGUAACCUAUCAAAUUAUUGUUUCUUGUGGAUUAUGUUACACAUUUAACGAGAUCAAAAUAUAGUGUUUACUAUAAUAUAGUACAAGAAACACAAGAUGCAGCACAAUAUACCAAUAACUCCAAUCCAAUUGGAUUCCUCAAGUGCUAUAAAAAUCACAAUGGGUGGCUCAAUGUUUCAAGAAAGGUCAUUAAUGGGACGACCUGAUGUGUGGCAUAAGAUACAAAUUCUACGGGGUGCAAAGUAUGACAAGGAGUACAUUUUGAAACUUAUAUUAAAUACUGUGGAACCAGCAGAUUUGAUACCUGUGGCGUAUCAAGUUAGUGGAGAAGAUACUUACUUUAUUGCACGUAAUUGUGGCCCUGCCUUAGAUAAGCUGUGUAGAUGUAAUUUAAUUAUAAAUGAUCCAUAUGGAGAUCCUUUGGUGCUCACAAUAGUUCUAGCAUUUGCAUCGAUUCAUGAUGUCAAAGUUAACAUGCAAUCAUUAGUACUUGCUGCAUUGAACAAGAGAUACGAUUCAAAGAAGAAAAGGUUACAUUUGGAUCGUUUCCACAAUGACAAGAAUUUAUCUAAAACGGUAUAUUGUCCACUAUCUCAGUUACGGACAUUCUGUUAUGUACUUAAGGUAGCAAAGAAUGCACUGUCUACAUUUGAACAUUUAAACCUGCAACAGAACGAGCUCUUCAGUUUAACAGCUAUCGAAAGUUCAAAUCUGACUUUUUUAAAAUCGUUGGAUCUGCGAUACAACAAUCUAUUGGAAAUGGACGCAUUAACACCUCUGAGGAGUCUCACAAUAACAGAGCUCUGGUUGGAUGGGAAUCCACUGUGCGAGAAUUACUCGAGUCCUAUCCAGUACAUAGAAUCUGCCAGAAAGUAUUGUCCACAAAUGUCAAAAUUAGAUGGCGUAUCCACAGGAGCACCAGGAAUGCCACUGACGUACAACAGUUAUUUUAUAAAUUGGAAAAUGAGAAAUCUUGUCAACCAAUUUAUUAAACACUUCUUCAAACUUUAUGAUCAAGAAGACAGAGCUGUUCUUCAAGGGCUGUAUCACAAGGAUGCUCUUUAUUCAAUGACACUAGGAGUUGCCUCAACAGUGGCUAGCAAAAGUAAUAUGAGCCAAUUCAUAUCACAUAAUAGGAAUCUAUUGAAACUAACAGAUUUUGCUAAGAGUAAUCAACUACUCUUUCGAGGACCUGAUAAAAUUCUUGAAGCCUUGAGGAAACUUCCGCGAUCACAACAUGACAAAGCGUCUUUUCGUUACGAUUUGAUAUACGACAAUGAACUAUACCUAGUAGUAAUAGUUGAAGGCGUAUUUAAAGAAGAUAAUGUGAAUUCUCGAGUGUUUUCAUUCAAUAGAACAUUCGUAUUGAUGGAGGGGGGUGAUUAUGAAUAUAAUAUCGUUAAUGAUCAAUACCAUGUUGAUCAAACACUGACGCAAGAGUUUAGUGAAAUUUCUGAACAAAAUAGUGACAAUGAAUAUGAAGUAACAUGUUUCAGUCCUAAGGAACGAGAUAAAAUGAUUGAAACUUUGCAUAGUGUCACUACAAUGAAUAAGGAUUGGUGUCGUAAAUUUUUGGAAGAAACUUCUUGGGAUAUAAAGAAGUCUAUUACUGAUUUCAUGGAUCGAUAUCGAUUAUCUGCCAUACCUGUUGAAGCUUUCUGGAAAUAAUUUUGAAACAGCCGGAAAGAACAGUGAUUAUAAACAGUAAUUCUUGUAAGAGUACAAAUUAUAAUUCAUUAUUAUAUCGAGCAUGCAAGUUUAGAAAUUACAAAUAAUGUUUAUUAUAGUAUUAUUUCUAUAAUUUCUUACGAAAAUAAAGUAUCAUAGAAGCUUUACCGAA